This is a messenger RNA of Aspergillus clavatus NRRL 1, 2661 nucleotides long. Its product is annotated as putative Ras guanyl-nucleotide exchange factor RasGEF. Gene Ontology annotation, molecular function: guanyl-nucleotide exchange factor activity. Gene Ontology annotation, biological process: positive regulation of GTPase activity; Ras protein signal transduction. The record is from RefSeq and is a predicted model, not a curated record. Gene Ontology annotation, cellular component: plasma membrane. The transcript has 6 exons. Bases 1 to 2661 code for a protein of 886 amino acids. Lineage: Eukaryota; Fungi; Ascomycota; Eurotiomycetes; Eurotiales; Aspergillaceae.
AUGGCCACAGCACCAAGGAAUCAAGCGACCAAGUCCCUCCUAGAAGAAGACGAGCAUCUAGCGUCGAAGAGUGAUAACGGGAUAUCAUCAGCUCGCGAUGUUGAAGAGGUCUCGCACAAACUUAAAUUUCCGCAUGUGACCAUCGCAGUCAUCGGUCAGGAAAAGGCAGGCAAAUCUACCUUUAUCCAGAGUGCCCUAGAUUUGAAGACUCCGUUGUCCUCACGAUCAACAACCAAGAAAAUGUCCUUGGAUGGCACCGUAUACAUCGUUCGCUUGGUCGAGAUAUGCAGCAAGGAUAUAAUGAUUGGAACUCGUGGAGAGCUGCAGUGGCCUCGUUUAGGCUCCGAUUCUAGUUCCCACACAAUUGACGGGGCGCUGGUCCUUCACGAUGUCACUCAGCCUGCAGCGUUCUCUGGAUUGACGGGCUUACUCGACUCAUUUACCAAGUCAUCCUUGCCGUUUGUUCUGAUCGCAAGCAAAUGCGAUGUCCACAGCCAAAAUGGACCUCCCCAGCCUACUCUUGGUAACUACGAAAUUCAUCGGCCAUCUCCCGAGUCUCCGAAAUCACAGAAGAUGUGCAUGGCACUGGUUUUGCGAUCCGUCAUCAGCCAAAAAUGCGAUUCUAUCGACCUGCUGAACGACCAGCUUGAUCAGGGCACUUUUAGCGAUCUUCACAAUAGACCUCGCUCACAAGACCGCCAUCAUACUCGUGCCAACUCCGAAGUACCAAAAGCCGCUUUCAACGGAGCUGCGGGCGGCUCAUCCUCCACGGGCACGUUCGAAUCAGGAGUCGAUGGGUACGGUGACGACCGUUAUCCCACCGACCAGAACAACUCUCCAAAUCUGGCUUCCAAUCCGCACAAUUUGAGAUAUGCCCGGAGCAACUCGUUUCCGGUGCGACCGCAUACACCUCCCUCCGGAGCUGCGUUGAAGUCCCGUAGGCCGUCAGCUUCCGGUGAAUCCUCCCCGGCCAAAAAUCGCAAUCGACAGCAACGGUUGCAUUCCGCCUGGCGGAAUAGUGGCGGUUCGGACGCGUUCAACAGCUUUUUGGAUAUGGAAGAUGAUGCGGAGGGCGCACGGAGCGCGCCGUCGAGUCCUGGUGGCAGCAGCAAAGCCAAGUCAACAAGCGACGGAACUUUCAGUGACACAGGUUAUACGUUUGAUGAGCUGGUUGAUCGACUUAUUGCACAGCCAAUGUCCAAGCAAGAUUCGAAGUUCUCGUCGAUCUUCUUGUGCCUGUACCGCAAGUUCGCAGCGCCUGCCAGUCUGCUCAAUGCGCUGAUCAAUCGCUUUGAACGCAACGAGAAAAACAUUAGCGACCAACUGACACGCAUUGCCGAUCAACUGAGAUUGCUUAACGUGAUGGCACAAUGGGUGUCGGAGUACCCCGGCGACGUGGAUUAUCCGAAGACUCGAAAGCGAAUCAUGGAUUUUGUGUCGACGUUGGAGAAGAGUCACUUCUACAUGUUCGCUGCGAAAGAAAUCGGAUCAUAUCUGGAAAUGAACGUGGAAGACGAUGACGUCGGAUGGCCGUUCCGGGAUGGCGACGUGGAGGAGUUCGAUGAUCAAGAUAUCUUUUACGUCAACUCCGGCCGGAGCUCACCGUCCAUGUACCUAGGAGGACCUAUCUCUCAUGAGGAGCAGGCCGAGAAUGAGGAGCAGGAGGAAGAGGAGGAUCCUAUCUACAACAUGAGCGCUCUAGAUCUCAGCGAAGGAUCGACAGAACCGAAUACCAGACUUUCUGGGACGUCCUCAGUCAUGGACAAACCCGGCACGAUUUUGAGUCAGUCAUACCCUCUAUUGAGUCUCGAAGCGGCCCAAAGAGAGGCCCAGAAUCUAGAAUUGACUCCAUCCAUGUCGCUGACGAAAAUGCAAUGGCGCUUGUUUAUGGAGAUCCCCGAUGAGGAUUUCGCUCAUGAGUUGACCCGCAUUGACUGGAUCAUGUUCAAUUCAUUUCGGCCACGAGAUCUUGUACGGCAUGUCAGUAUCUCGGGCCCUGACAAGGACAAGAUUCAAAGCUUGAAGCAUGUCAACCGCAUGAUCAAGCAGUUCAAUCACAUCGCUUUCUUUGUUGCCAGCAUGAUCCUGUUUCGGGAUAAGCCGAAGCACCGAGCAAGUGCGAUGGAGAAGUUUAUGAACAUUGCACAGAAACUGCGUCGGUUGAACAACUACAAUUCACUUGGUGCUCUAAUUGCUGGCAUCAAUGGAACCCCGGUGCAUCGCCUUGCCCAAACCCGAGAGCUGGUCCCGGUGCAGACCCAAAAGGAAUUCAUGAGACUUGUCAUCCUGAUGAGUACACAGAAGAGCCACUUCGCAUAUCGCUUAGCCUGGGACAAUUCUUUCUCAGAACGCAUCCCCUUCCUCCCCCUUCAUCGCCGUGAUCUGGUGUCAGCCGAAGAAGGAAACAAGACUUUCAUCGGGGACAAUCGGUCGCGGAUCAAUUGGAAGAAAUUCGAGGUUAUGGGCGAAGUGAUUUUGGGCAUUCAGCGCAGCCAAAAGAUUCCUUACGCACAUAUGCACCAGUAUGAGGAUGUGCAGCGGUUGAUUCUGGAUAUCAAGCUCUCUGGCGAUGAAGAGGACUUGUAUGCUCGCAGUAUACAGGUUGAGCCGGGUACCGGCGCUGACACAGGACGAAAGAAAUUCAGCUGGCUACGGUCUUGA